This is a messenger RNA of Ostreobium quekettii, 1725 nucleotides long. The record is from the annotation of a GenBank genome assembly. NCBI's taxonomy places the organism in Eukaryota, Viridiplantae, Chlorophyta, Ulvophyceae, Bryopsidales, Ostreobiaceae.
AUGCGGUUGAUACGGCGGUUGGUGUCAAAGGCCAACCGGCGGUUCCAGGAGGAUGGGUUCGACCUGGACCUGGCGUACGUGACGGACAGGAUAAUCGCGAUGGGGCACCCGUCGGAGGGCGGGGAGGGGCUGUUCCGCAACCCGAUGUCUGAGACCACGGAGUUCCUGAGGCGCUACCACGACGGGCUGUUCAGGGUGUACAACCUGUGCUCGGAGAAGACCUACGACCCAGCAAAGCUGGGCGGCAACGUGGUGCGUUACCCGUGCGAGGACCUGCAGGCGCCGCCGCUUCUCAUGAUCAAGCGCUUUUGCGAGGACGCCAGCGCGUGGCUGGACGCCAGCGAGCGGAACAUCGCCGUGGUGCACUGCAAGGCGGGGCGGGGCCGCACCGGCGUGCUGAUCUGCUGCCUGCUGCUGUGGCGGCGGCUGUGCGCCAAGCCGGAGGACGUGAUCAGGUACUACGGGGACAAGCGCUCGACGAGCGGGCGCGGCGUGGCCAUAGCAAGCCAGCUGCGCUACAUCCACCACUUCUUCGACAUGUUCCUGGCGCCGGGCGCCCUGGAGGGCUGCCCGCCGUCGCCGCCCCAGAAGCGGCUGCGGUUCAGCGGCCUGCGCAUACUCGGUCUGCCGAAGUACCUCAUCAACGGCGCCACCGUGCGAUUGGCGGCCAGGGGCAGGGACGACGGCUCGGUGUGCACGGAGGUGUUCUCGGUUCGCACCAGCGGCAAAAAAGAGUGGUGGUGUUUCGGCAACCUGCCGCCGCGCCGGGCGGGGGAGGUCCAGAUCUACGUGCCUGGGAACGAGAUCGUGAUCAACCGGCGCACGUUCAGGCGCGGCGCGGCGCAGCGCCGGGCUGGCCACCCCGCGCUGUGCUGGCGGGGGCUGCACAAGGCCCCUGGGGCGUGCUGCGGGGCCAUCGAUAGCAGCGCGGAGUGGAGUGCUGGCGUGCGGGCGCAGUGGGAUUGCAUGCCAGGUGACGGGGAGCCCAGUGAGGACGGCCGCGGCGAUGCCGACGAGCCUGGGCCAGCACCAGAAUGCAGCCAUGGCGGAUGCCAAGGUUCUGACGACCAGGCGGGGCAGGGGCGGGACGGGGGGGGUGAAUCGCUGCCCACGGACUUCGUGCUGGACUGGGAUUUCACCCUGCAGGUGUUUUCUAGCGCCGCAGGGGGCCGUGAGUGCCUGUUCCACACCUGGGAGAACACGUCGUACGUGCCGGACAGCGGCCUGCUGGUGCUGAACCGGGACCAGCUGGACAAGGUCAAGGGGGGGGUGCCCAGGGUGGUGGUGGAGAUCAGGCUCAGGGACGCGGACGGAGGCGGGCAGGAGGACGAGGAGGACGACGAGGAUGAGGGGGACGUCCCCUCGGAGUGGUCCAGCACGGCGUCGGGGCUGAGCCAGCACAACGCGCCGUCGGAAUCGGAGUCGCAGGCGUCGACGGGAUCUCAGUCGGCGCGCCGGGCAACGAGGUCCUACACGUCCCUGGGCUUCGGCCACGUGGGCUGGGCGUGGCCGUCGGGGGGAGCAGAUUCGGAGGCAGAAACGGAGCUGGUGGCCAGGUCGUCGUCCCGAGCGACCCAGGGGUCCUGGCAGUCGCUGGACGCGGCGUGGAGCCAGGGCUGGCUGGGGGCCCCCAGCUUCACGGGGCAGGAAGGGCAGCCGGCAGCCACUGGCGACAAGGUCCCAGAGGGCCAGCUGGGCGAGGGGCGCAGUUCGUUGAUUUCAUGA